AUGGACAUUGAUAUUAUCGUUCACGAAGACGACUUCGAAAGGGCCAAAACAAUAUUGAUUGAUAUCGGCUACAAAAAAGUCAUCGGCGAUGGUCUUUGUAUCCGUUUCCAACAUGAAGCAUUUCUGUCCAUUGAUCUUUUGUCUUCACCUGUUUUUGGUGAUCAUCUAACAGAAUCAAAUACUAUCGAAAGUGAUGCAGAUAUUAAGUUCUGCACUCUCCCAAGUAAUGAUUAA
This is a messenger RNA of Adineta ricciae, 234 nucleotides long. The record is from the annotation of a GenBank genome assembly. Lineage: Eukaryota; Metazoa; Rotifera; Eurotatoria; Adinetida; Adinetidae.